Messenger RNA from Lobosporangium transversale, 1374 nucleotides. RefSeq lists its product as hypothetical. The transcript has 4 exons. NCBI's taxonomy places the organism in Eukaryota, Fungi, Mortierellomycota, Mortierellomycetes, Mortierellales, Mortierellaceae. Bases 1 to 1374 code for a protein of 457 amino acids. The record is from RefSeq and is a predicted model, not a curated record.
AUGGGUAUUCUCGAUCCAUUCUGCUACGAUUUCAGACAGCAUCAUCUUUAUGGGAUAGCUGUCGCACCAGACUAUACUGAUUUUGAAAAAAAACUCCGUUACAUAUUGAUCAAGUCCAAUACGGAUCCUCCAUCUGCACAAGGCAUCACUUGGACUGUCGUCUCCUCUAUUUUACUAUCAGAAGUAUAUGAUCUCUAUCGACAAAAAGAAGAAGUACAAUGUGUAGUCGAUGAUAAGGGCGUAUUCACAUUAAUUAGUCCGACAGCCUACACAUCAGCAUCGUCAGCUCCAGUGCUAGCUGGGAUCCAGUAUAGCCCUCUAUACCCUCCAUCCCCGGAUGGCAACAAUACCGGUCCUGGUGGAUGGAAGAACAUUGAUUUUCAGCUUCCUUAUAAAUGGAACGAUUUUAGCUCACUCUAUACCACGCUUUAUAUCACAAAAGAUUUGAUUGGUAAAAAUGUGGUUGUUCACACUUGGAUUGGCGCGGUACAGACCCUCCAUUUCGGUACUCUGGAUAAUACUUCACUACGGUUUCAGCAAGGGCCUUCAUGGAUAUUGAAUUCAACACUGUUCGACCCACAACACGCGACCUAUCUUAACGAAAACCUCUUCAUCCUUUCACAUCGCAUGGGACGCACUGGGGUUAAAGAUACAGUGAGUAUUAUUACUGCACCAUUACCGGAUUCGAAUAUCCCCCCUACUGCUCCUAGCCCCAUUCGAGGAUUUGGGCCUUUUAGCAACAUUACGGCAAAUGGUGCUAAUUUCUCACUGGCUCAUCAUCAAAUGGGAGGAUCCUUCGGAGACACCUAUUACUUUGUAUACGAGCAGGGUGGCCCUGAUGAAAGACCAAUGUGGUUGGUCACUAUGAAUAUGGCCAACGUCUCCGAGAUAAAAGAUCCGAAAAGUACAAAAUUCAGUCGCCGUUGGCCCAUAGAUGCCACCACUAAAAGUUUAUUAUGGCAAACCGUUGGGGGAAGCAGUGAAGGGCCAGCGUUUGCACUAGUGCAUACCACGAGCCAAAGAAAUGCCAGUCGCUACUAUGGCUUCAAUUUGAAUGGCCCUUCGAUUGGUCAAUGGUAUAAUGUGACCCAUAGCAUCAACGUCACAGAUUCAUUUGGGAAGGGGAUCGGGCCUACACCUACAGACCUUAUUGCUGUAACCAUCCACCCCUCAGGCAACGUACACUCCACAGGCCCAUCUACAGGUCUAAUUAUCGGAUUGGUUAUUGCUCUUCUAGCAGUCUUAGGAUCCCUUGGCUCCACGGUUUAUUACCGAUGGCGUACUGCCAUUAAUAACAGUGAUGAUAGUCAUAAUAAUCAAAAUGGAAAUCGGUCUCUGUCACAGGCACACAUUCAUGGGCAGCAACAACAAUGA